AUGGCUCUUGCAACGUGUAGCAAACAGUGUAUUCCAAGUGUACGGUUUGUUCUUUUGAAAGAAUUGGAUGAAAAUGGAUUUCACUUUUUCACUAAUUAUAAUAGCAGAAAAGCUCAAGAGCUUGAUAGUAAUCCAAAUGCAAGUCUUGUUUUUUAUUGGGAACCUCUUAAACGUCAGGUACGUGUGGAAGGCGUUGUUUCACGUGCUUCAGAGGUAGAGAAUGAAGAAUAUUUUCAGUCCCGCCCGAAGGCUAGUCAAAUUUCUGCUACAGUUAGUUCACAAAGUGAACCAAUUCCUUGUCGUGAAUUUCUGGACAAAAAGUACGUAGAAUUAGAAAAUGAAUAUGCUGCGAGAGAAAAGCUUCCAAAGCCUUCAAAUUGGGGAGGAUAUAUUCUGUCUCCGAAAUCAAUUGAGUUUUGGCAAGGUCAAACAAACAGACUGCAUGAUCGUAUUAGAUUUCGUCGUUGUGAUCAAAUUCCAGAAAUAAAUGGAUCUGACCUAGUACAUGUUGGAGAAAAUGGUUGGGUAUACGAACGACUAGCUCCAUAG
This is a messenger RNA of Schistosoma mattheei, 549 nucleotides long. The record is from the annotation of a GenBank genome assembly. NCBI's taxonomy places the organism in Eukaryota, Metazoa, Platyhelminthes, Trematoda, Strigeidida, Schistosomatidae.